UUGAGACCCACGCAGCAUCUGGCGGAGGAUUAACAUACAUACAUGUGUAUGUCUGCGUCACGUAUAUAUUGGCUGCAAAUGGUGGGGAUCCUUUAGUGCCCGAGAUGGGAGACCUGAAGUCAGGUUUUGAAGAGGUGGAUGGCGUGAGGCUCGGCUACCUCAUCAUUAAGGGGAAACAAAUGUUUGCCCUCUCCCAAGUCUUCACCGAUCUGCUGAAAAACAUCCCGAGGACGACCGUGCACAAGCGCAUGGAUCAUCUCAAAGUGCAGAAGCAUCACUGCGACCUGGAGGAGUUGCGGAAACUCAAGGCGAUCAACAGCAUCGCCUUCCACGCCGCCAAAUGCACGCUCAUCUCCCGGGAAGACGUGGAGGCGCUCUACACCUCCUGCAAGACCGAGCGCGUGCUGCGCACCAAGCGCCGCCGGGUCGCCCGGGCCCCGGCCAGCCCCGCCGCCCCGCCGCCGCCGCCCCCCGCCGCCGCCCGCCCGGGCCCGGGCCGGGACCCGCGGCAACUUUGGCGCGGCCUGAGCGGGGCGGCGCGGGCGCUGCCAAUCAGCGCGCAGUCCCCGCGCCCCGCCGCCGCCGCCGCGCGCCUCCCGCCGGCGUUCUGCAAGCUCCCGGGCGCACCCGCUCCCGGCCCGCCGCGCUCGCCCGGCAAAGCCCAGCUCCACUACGACGCGGCGCCGCUGCAGGCCAGCUACGUCGCCUUCCACUCGGACCCUGCGUACUGGCGGAGCCUGCUGUGCGGCAAACACCCGGCCACCGCGGCCGCCGCCGCCGCUGCCACCGCCGCCGCUGCCGCCGCCGCCGCCGCCGCCGCCGCCGCCACCGCCUACUACCAGGCUUCGGCGGCCGGGCCCCCGCCCAAGGCGGCGGCGGGGGGCGCGGGCGGCCUGGGCCCGCGGGGCCGGCGCCGGCGCGGGCCCGCCAAGGACGGCCCGCUCGCACCCCACGCCGCGCGCCGCCUGCUGCUGCUGCCCCGGGCCUACCGAGCCAAGGCGGCAGCCGCAGCGGCGGCGGCGGCGGCGGCGGCGGCCGGGGCCACGUGCCUGGAGCGGUUCCACUUGGUCGGCGGCUUCUGCGCGCCCCCCCCAGCACCAGCACACCACCAUCACCACCACCAUCACCACCACCACCACCACCACCACACGGCCCGGCCGCCGCCGCCCGCCCGCCGGCCGCAGCCCCAGACCGGCGGCUGCCCCGAGAGCUGCAGCAGCGACUCCGAGUCCAGCUCCUACUCGGACCACGCCGCCAACGACUCGGACUGCGGCUCCAGCGUGUCCAGCUCCAGCAACUCUGCGUCCUCGGAGGAAGAGGAAGAGGAGGAGGGCGAGGAGGAGGAGGAAGAGGAGGAGGAGGAGGAGGAGGGGGGCAGCGGGGCCUCGGACUCCAGCGAAGUCAGCUCGGAGGAGGAGGACUCGUCCUCGGAGUCGAUCUCCAGCUCGGGCUCCAGCCGCGCGUCGGUGCAGAGCAUCCGCUUCAGGCGCACCAGCUUCUGCCAGCCGCCCAGCGUGCAGGCGCAGGCCAACUUCUUGUACCACCUGGCCUCGGCCGCCGCGGCCACCAGACCCGCCGCCUGCGAGGACGCCGGCCUCCUGGCCGACCUCAAGGGCGGCGGCGUCAAAGCCGAGUCGCCCGGGGAGUGGGGUCUGCAGAGCUGGGCCCCCCGAGCGGCCCCCGGCUACUGCCCGGCCAGCCUGGGCGGUUGCUUCGCAGAGCUGAGGAACGAUCGGGGAGCUGAGCUCGCCUUCCCACACUCGGAAAUUUCCAGCACCGUCAGGAGGACUGCGCUGCCGAGAAGCUGCCCGGCGGAGGGGGCCUCUUCACCUAGCCCCAAGACAAACAAUGCAUUUCCACAACAAAGAGUGCUCCGAGAGGCUAGGAAAUGCCUGCCUGCAACCCCGCUUGCUCUCCGUGCCGACCACACCGUCCUCGCUGCCAGGUUCCUCAAGAGUGAUUCUUCUGGGGCAGCAGCAAAUUCAGAGAAAGAGUCCAAAAUCCCUCGUGGGACUGAAUUUGCCACGGAGUUGCUGUCCUCGCAGACGGAUCCUGGGGCGGCGGCUGCAGCCACCAAAGCGGAGAAGCCGUGCCCGGAGCCCGGCCACGAGGCGUUGCCAUUUCUGCACAAUAUUAAAAUCAAAGUAGAGGACAGCAGUGCUAACGAAGACUAUGAACCUGACCUUAUCGCGAAUAAGCUAAAGUGCGAGUGCAGUGACGCGAAGGGGGACCUGUACGGCGUGCCGGAGAGUAAGGAGGAGGACGCCUUGCUGGCCACAGCCAAGGAAGGGUUCGCGUGCCCCGAGAAAGGGGCGCCUGCGCUCAGCCCCCUGGCGCGCUGUCAGGGCCUCUCCUGCACUUUAGGUCCUCCAAAGCCUGAGGACGGGGAAUAUAAAUUUGGUGCCAGGGUGCGGAAAAACUACCGGACGCUGGUCCUGGGAAAGCGACCGGUGCUGCAGACACCUCCAGUCAAACCAAAUCUGAAAUCAGCUAGAAGCCCUCGUCCUACAGGUAAAACCGAGACACAUGAAGGAACACUGGAUGAUUUUACAGUUAUAAACCGACGCAAAAAGGUAGCCAGCAGUGUAGCAUCGGCGGUGAAAAGGCCGUUUAAUUUCAUGGCAAAUUUUCCCUGUCCACCAUCACUCGUUAUUGGGAAGAAUGGGGAUUUGUGGCCGGCGUAUUCCUUAAACACCACCAAGGAUUCCCACCCUCCGCACAGGGCCCACCCCAUCUGGAAAUGGCAGCUGGGCGGUUCUGCAAUUCCUCUUCCACCUAGUCACAAAUUCAGGAAAUUCAAUUCAUGAAAAUGUUUUGGAAGAUAUUUUCUUGAACCAUAUUACCUUCCUUUUGUUGUACACUGCACACGAUGGUUUGUACAAGUCCAUUAAUAUGUUACACCCCUUUUGGAGUCCUGGUUUGUCACAUUUUGAAGACAGAAAUCGGAUUACUCUUUUUUUUUUC
Molecule: messenger RNA, 2964 nt
Organism: Choloepus didactylus (southern two-toed sloth)
Lineage: Eukaryota; Metazoa; Chordata; Mammalia; Pilosa; Megalonychidae
Gene: SKIDA1
Product: SKI/DACH domain containing 1
Source: RefSeq, a predicted model, not a curated record